GCCUGUAGCCCGUUUGGCAGCAGCGCUGCAAUCUGCAGUGCAGAGUGCGCAUAUCAGCGUCCUUAAUCGGUGUGCUGGAGCUCCUCAAACUUCAACGUAGAUUCUAGCGAUUGUCACAGCAGUUCCCUAGCGUUAUCUCCCCACCAGGAUAAAAUGUCAGCCCCAACGAAGACCCAAGUGAAGGACGCACCAAAAGAGAAGUCCGCUGGCAAGUCUUCUGCCAAGGAUCCCAAGAAACUCCCAUCGGUCCCGGAGACUUUGCUGAAGAAUCGCAAGCGCGGGGCUGAAGCGAAGCAGCGAGCGGCGAACAAGGCGAUCAAGAGACGCCAGAAGGCCAAAGUGACCCGGGGACUGAUUUUCAAGCGCGCCGAACAGUAUGUCAAAGAGUACCGGGCCAAGGAGCGCGAUGAAGUCAGACUGAAGCGCCAGGCUAAGAAGGCCAAGAACUUUUACGUCCCGGAUGAGCCCCGCUUGGCCUUUGUGGUCCGUAUUCGCGGUGUGAACGGCGUCAGUCCGAAGCCGCGACAGGUGAUGAAGCUGUUCCGUGUGCGUCAGAUCAACAACGGUGUCUUCGUCAAACUGAACAAGGCUACGCUGAACAUGCUACGUCUGGCUGAUCCCUACAUUGCCUGGGGGUAUCCCAAUUUGAAGACCAUUCGGGACCUCGUUUACAAGCGUGGUUAUGGCAAAGUGCAGGGACGUCGGAUUCCACUGAACGACAACUCCCUCAUUGAAAAGGCUUUGGGCAAGUUUAACAUCAUUUGCGUGGAGGACAUCAUCCACGAGAUUUACACCGUGGGCCCGCAUUUCAAGCAGGCGACCAACUUCCUUUGGCCCUUCAAGCUGAAUAAUCCCACCGGAGGAUGGAGAAAGAAGACCAACCACUUCGUCACUGGCGGUGAUUUCGGUAAUCGGGAAGAGAAGAUCAAUGUUUUGCUUAGAAAAAUGAUUUAAUUGUCCCUAGUUUUCAUUUCGAUCGCUGUUCUGUGCAACUUCAAUAAAAUCCAAAAUAUAA
Paramacrobiotus metropolitanus is the source of this 1015-nucleotide messenger RNA. Its product is annotated as 60S ribosomal protein L7-like. The record is from RefSeq and is a predicted model, not a curated record. Gene Ontology annotation, molecular function: structural constituent of ribosome; RNA binding. Gene Ontology annotation, cellular component: cytosolic large ribosomal subunit. Lineage: Eukaryota; Metazoa; Tardigrada; Eutardigrada; Parachela; Macrobiotidae. The transcript is spliced from 3 exons. The coding region runs from base 154 to 954 and encodes 266 amino acids. Gene Ontology annotation, biological process: maturation of LSU-rRNA from tricistronic rRNA transcript (SSU-rRNA, 5.8S rRNA, LSU-rRNA).